UCUCUCUCUCUCUCUCUCUCUUUAUAUUUACUCUGCCCACAAUCCAAAUCUAGGGUUUCAAUUAUCAUCUCUCUUUCUCUCUCUCAAAUUUAUUUUAAUGUGGUUGAGAGUAGUUGGGGAGCUGUAACUGAGCUGAAAGUAGUGUGGUUGGAUUGAUAUGGGUUUUUCUCAUUUACUGAAUUAGCCUUUAAUUGAGUGUUCCAUUAUGUCAAAAUUCACUCCUUUAUGAGUUGUUCUUUUUCCUUUUUGUUCUGUUGGCGUUAUUUUGUCAGGGAUUGAUUUAGGAUAAAAAAAGAGAAUCUUUAGUUUGCAUUUUACACAUUAUUAAGUGCAUGGAUGGCAGAGAAGGAAUGGCUUAUCCAGGUUCAGCUUCAUACUACCUCAACAGAGGCGCUGGUCCCGGAAACCCAGUGCCGGGCCCAAAUAUCCACGGCGGGCCCAGUGGCGGCCCUCAACCAGCGGGCAUACGCACACACACACCACCUGUUUUCAAGAACCUCUCAAACCCAAACAUUUCGGUCCAGCCCAAUGUAGGGUCCAGCAGUGGUGGUGGUUCUGCCAGUGGCAGCCCGUCCUUCCAUAUGGAUAACCCGUCAGCGAAUUUCUCCCAUGGCAAGAGUAUUGCUGUUGUGCCUGCUGCCGGGCUACUUGGUGGUGAGCCCGUGAAGAAAAAGAGGGGUCGGCCCAGGAAAUAUGGGCCAGAUGGGUCUAAUAUGUCUUUAGGUUUGUCCCCACUUUCUGGCUCCAGGAAUUCGUCCGGGAGGAAUAUGAGCUCGGGCGAAAAGAGACCGAAAGGGCGGCCCCGAGGGACGGGAUGGAAACAGAAGCUUGCCCCUCUCGGUGAGUGGAUGAAUAGCUCAGCUGGACUUGCGUUUACACCACAUGUCUUGCGAGUCGCUGUUGGAGAGGAUAUUGCAGCAAAAAUACUGGCAUUUGCACAGCAGAGGGCUAGAGCUUUAUGCAUUAUGUCGGGUAAUGGUUCAGUUUCUGCACUAACAUUACGUCAACCUACAACAUCAGAGGCAACCGUCACUUACGAGGGGCGUUUUGAGAUACUUUGCUUGUCUGGUUCUUACUUGGUAGCUGACAAUGGUGGUCCCCGCAAUCGAACGGGUGGUAUAAGCAUUUCUGUUAGCAGUCCAGAUGGGCAUAUUAUCGGUGGUGCAAUUGGUGGUAGGCUAACUGCAGCAAGCCCAGUGCAGGUGGUUGCGUGCAGUUUUGUAUAUGGCAAUACUAAACCUAAGCCCAAUUCAGACUCGGGAGCUCCAAAAAACGCGUUCGACCAAUCUGCCGAGCAACCUCCUUCCCCAAUCACGGGCCCUUCGGUUAGGAUUUACAAUCCAAAUUCUGGACCAAGUGCUUGGCCACCGGGUUCACGCCCAGAAGUGAAAAAUUCCCAGACGGAUAUUGACCUAAUGCGCGGAUGAUGAUUCAAGAAUACAACAUGCAACAUGAGCGUUUCUUUUUUUUUUCUUUUUU
This is a messenger RNA of Striga asiatica, 1479 nucleotides long. Lineage: Eukaryota; Viridiplantae; Streptophyta; Magnoliopsida; Lamiales; Orobanchaceae. The record is from the annotation of a GenBank genome assembly.